This is a messenger RNA of Phlebotomus argentipes, 2269 nucleotides long. RefSeq names its product nose resistant to fluoxetine protein 6-like. The record is from RefSeq and is a predicted model, not a curated record. The coding region runs from base 69 to 2195 and encodes 708 amino acids. The transcript is spliced from 7 exons. NCBI's taxonomy places the organism in Eukaryota, Metazoa, Arthropoda, Insecta, Diptera, Psychodidae. Gene Ontology annotation, molecular function: acyltransferase activity, transferring groups other than amino-acyl groups.
CGCGCGUUGUGAUUAUUGCCUCCUCCUUGAAUCGAUGCGUUUGAAAGUUUUCCGUAAGUUCGCGCACGAUGAAAGCAUGGUUCUUGUGGUUCGUGCUAAUUUCACCAUUAAAUGCCUCGAGGGAAGUUCCAGUGGCCCCGGAUUUGAACUUCAUGCGAGAAAUUCCGCUACUUCUGGGCAUCUUUAACCAAAGUCUCACUGAGGAUUCCACAUCAAGUUGCCACAGAGAUAUUUCCACAAUUUUGACAGGAGUCUUCGACAGAGAAAUCUGGGCUCUCAAGAUUUUGGAUGCUUCCGGGAGAAGGAAUCCGGCAUUCAUGUUGGGAUCCAACUUCUGGUUGGGAUCGGAAAUUGCCUGCCGAGGAGCAAAUUCACCCUUGCAUAUCGCCACAACCGAUGAUCCGGAACUAGGCUCGAGACACUGGAGAGUAUUGAAUGCAAUUUCACCUGUUGAAGUUAAUUAUCGUAUUGUGAUGGGGAAAAUUGAAGGGGAUCUUCGGAUUGCACUGAAAUUGCUCUUUUCGCCACUCCUUCACGUCGGUCUCUGCAUUCCGAAAUCCUGCUCAAACGAAUUUCUAAUGAGAGUCACGCAGGACUAUUUCGGGCAAAAUCCCACAUUUGGAAUUAUCAAGACCAAUGUGACCGUAGAGAGAGUCAUAGAGAUAAAGCCUCAUGGGGACUUUACUGGAGAUUUCACGUUUCUAAUUGCCGGCACUCUUCUCUUCGCCACACUAUCGCUAUGCUUCUUCGCCCAUCGACUGGAAUCAAAGCCACGCGAGCACAUGAAUAUCCUCAGCAGAAUGAUAUCAUGUUUUUCUAUUCGGCAAAACUUUAGAUGUCUUAUGAAUAAUGAAGUGAGUGCCAACACCAUUGUGUCACUCAAUCUCCUGAGAACUGUGUCAUCAGUUUGGGUGAUUGUGGUGCAUGUAAUGUUCCUGCAGCUGUGGCUCUCGGACAGCCUCACGGUGUCUUCAGUGUCCCUCCUGAAGCCCCGCUUUCUCUUCUUGUGGCGAGGAAUGUUGUCCGUGGAUGUCUUCUUCAUAAUUGGUGGCUUCCUCUCUACCUUCAACUUCCUGAAGAACGAGCAACUCGGAGAGGAAAUUAGAUCGAAUGGAUUCCGGAGGAAUUGUGGCGUCUUCCUGAGGUAUCUCUCUCAUCGGUAUAUUCGAUUGACUCCAAUUGCCUUUAUUGCCAUGCUUAUUUCUCGUCUUACCUAUCUCUCCAACAAUGACACCGUCUUCCGGGACUAUCGAGAGAGCUUCGGUUUUAAUAAUAUUAAUUGGCACUACAAUCUUCUCUACAUCCAAAAUUUCAUCCCACACGCAGAGAUUUCAUUUGUGUGGACAUGGUCCUUGGCAUGUGAGAUGCAAUUCUACAUCUACAGUCUCGUGCUGCUCUUCAUCUACUCAAAGUUUGUAUUCUUCACCACAUUUCACAACAUUCUCCUAAGAGUGUCAUUUUUACACCUUUCCAGGUCGCGCAGGUGGGGAAUUGUCACAUUCGUGGUCUCGACGGCAGCCACCGUGACUGCGUCAUUCAUCAUCAUGUAUCGCUGCAACACCUCGAUGAAGUUCUUGGACGCCUUCCGCGACGCUGACAUGGUGUAUAUAAAGCCAUGGACGAGAAUAUCCUCCUACCAAUCAGGCAUGAUGCUGGGAUUUAUUCUCCACGUGACACGCGGCCGACGGAUUUAUCUAUCGCCACGCCACACGGCAAUCAUUUGGAGUGCUAUUCUCGGAUUUUUCACUGUCACCGUGGCAAUGGAUCCCGAUCAGCCGAAAAUCCUCAUGCAGUUAUUCAUGUCCGGCGGAAGAAUCCUCUAUGGCCUUAUCAUGGGUGGAAUUAUUGUGAUUUGUCAUUGGGGCUAUGGCAGGUGGUUUGAGUGGUUAUCCACAAGGAGAUUUAUACAGCAAUUCUCGAAGCUCUCUUACACCAUCUACCUGCUUCACCCAGCAAUUGGUAUGAAGGUAUAUGGGACAGAUGCGCACGUCGCCAAUAUUUCUUUCAUUAAAACACUUUUCGACUCUCUGGGGAUUGCAAUUGUUUCCUACUAUCUAUCACAUGCGAUAACAAUUCUCUUUGAACUCCCCUACAUAAGACUGUCGGAUGAAUUUAUCUUGAAGCGCCGAUCUCGCUACGAUAGCGCCGAAUCCCACAAGAAUAGUGUGAAAGUGAUGAGUGAGAAAGUUCACUAAAUCAACCCCCAAAACGAGCUGACAUCGUGAUAAGGCAAAACUCUUCCUGGAAGAACACAAAAUACUUACCCACA